GGGUGACGGGCCCGAAGUGGUUGCGCCGGCCUGCGGGAGUGUCCGCUGCGGGAGUGGUCAAGGGAGGUCGGCAUAGCGGCCCGGACUCUCCGGACACAGGCCGCGGCAGCGGCGGCGGCGGUUUCCGGCUAGUCUGGGAGGGUGGUGCCGCCGCCUUGACCCCGGAGUGGAAGAUGUUCAACGUGGAGUCCUUGGAGCGGGUGGAGCUGUGCGAGAGCCUCCUCACUUGGAUCCAGACAUUUAAUGUGGAAGCACCAUGCCAGACUGUGGAAGAUUUAACGAAUGGGGUUGUGAUGGCCCAGGUGCUUCAAAAGAUAGAUCCUGUAUAUUUUGAUGAAAAUUGGCUAAAUAGAAUCAAAACUGAAGUGGGAGACAACUGGAGAUUAAAGAUAAGCAAUUUGAAGAAAAUUUUAAAAGGAAUUCUGGAUUACAACCAUGAGAUUUUAGGACAACAGAUUAAUGAUUUUACACUUCCUGAUGUUAAUCUCAUUGGGGAACACUCAGAUGCUGCAGAGCUUGGAAGGAUGCUUCAACUCAUUUUGGGAUGUGCUGUGAACUGUGAACAGAAACAAGAGUACAUCCAGGCCAUUAUGGUGAUGGAAGAGUCUGUUCAGCAUGUUGUCAUGACGGCUAUUCAAGAGCUGAUGAGCAAGGAAUCUCCAGUUUCUCUUGGAAAUGAUGCCUAUGUUGAUCUUGACCGCCAGUUGAAGAAAACUACUGAGGAACUGAAUGAAGCUUUGGCAGCAAAAGAAGAGAUUGCACAGAGGUGCCAUGAAUUAGAUAUGCAGGUUGCAGCAUUGCAAGAAGAAAAAAGUAGUUUACUUGCAGAAAAUCAGAUAUUAAUGGAAAGAUUAAACCAAUCUGAUUCAAUAGAAGAUCCUAACAGUCCAGCUGGCCGAAGACAUCUUCAGCUACAGACUCAAUUAGAGCAGCUCCAAGAGGAAACAUUCAGACUAGAAGCAGCCAAAGAUGAUUAUCGAAUACGCUGUGAAGAAUUGGACAAAGAAAUUUCUGAACUCCGGCAACAAAAUGAAGAACUAACCACUUUGGCAGAUGAAGCUCAAUCUUUGAAAGAUGAAAUAGAUGUUCUUCGGCAUUCUUCUGAUAAAGUGGCUAAACUUGAAGGCCAAGUAGAAUCAUAUAAAAAGAAACUAGAAGAUCUUGGUGAUUUGCGGCGUCAGGUGAAACUCUUAGAGGAGAAGAACACAAUGUACAUGCAGAACACUGUAAGUCUAGAGGAGGAGUUAAGGAAAGCCAAUGCAGCUCGCAGUCAGCUUGAAACAUAUAAGAGACAGGUAGUAGAACUACAAAAUAGAUUAUCUGAAGAAUCAAAGAAAGCAGAUAAAUUAGAUUUUGAAUAUAAACGACUGAAAGAAAAAGUGGACAGUCUUCAAAAAGAAAAGGACAGAUUAAGAACUGAACGGGAUUCUCUUAAAGAAACUAUUGAAGAACUUAGAUGUGUACAGGCUCAAGAAGGACAGCUCACUACACAAGGAUUAAUGCCUCUGGGAAGUCAAGAGUCUUCAGACAGUCUGGCAGCAGAGAUUGUUACACCCGAAAUAAAGGAGAAACUUAUUCGUCUUCAGCAUGAAAAUAAGAUGUUAAAACUUAAUCAAGAGGGUUCUGACAAUGAACGGAUUGCAUUACUGCAGAGUCUGCUUGAUGAUGCAAAUCUACGUAAGAAUGAACUAGAGACAGAAAACAGACUGGUGAAUCAAAGACUUCUAGAAGUACAGUCACAAGUUGAAGAAUUACAGAAAUCUUUACAGGAACAGGGCUCAAAAGCAGAAGAUGCUAUUUCAGUUCUUCUGAAAAAGAAGCUUGAAGAACAUUUAGAGAAGCUGCAUGAAGCUAAUAAUGAAUUACAGAAGAAACGAGCCAUUAUUGAAGACCUGGAACCAAGAUAUAAUAACAGCUCAAUAAAAAUUGAAGAAUUACAGGAAGCUUUGAGAAAGAAAGAAGAAGAAAUGAAGCAAAUGGAAGAACGAUAUAAGAAGUACUUGGAGAAGGCCAAAAGUGUUAUUCGUACUUUAGAUCCUAAGCAGAAUCAAGGAGCAGCUCCAGAAAUACAGGCUUUGAAAAACCAAUUACAAGAGCGAGACCGGAUGUUCCAUUCAUUAGAGAAAGAAUAUGAGAAAACGAAGAGUCAAAGAGAGAUGGAAGAAAAAUUUAUUGUUAGUGCCUGGUACAAUAUGGGAAUGACACUUCAUAAAAAGGCAGCUGAAGACAGACUUGCUAGUACAGGUUCAGGACAGUCCUUCCUGGCCAGACAAAGGCAGGCAACGAGCACAAGAAGAUCUUAUCCUGGCCAUGUCCAGCCAGCUACAGCAAGGUAGAGAAGCCUGGUCAUUAUGGCCAUUGGAAAAGUAACCAACCUCCCUUCAAAGCAGGCUUCUGCUGCACGUGACAACAUUUCAGGAAAUUCAGCCAGCUUCUUUUCUGUCUCUGUAUGAUGGUAAUAACUCAGUUAUUCUGCAUUUCAGGCAUUUUUUUUCUAUAUCUGUAAUGAGUUUCUUCUGCUAUUUCUUUUGGAGUCUUUUUUCUUCCUUUUAAUGUGCCAAAAUUUUUGAGAUAUCCAAUAAAGAGUGUUGUAUAACAUUCUCUUUAUUUGUAUAAAAAUGUCACCACUUGCCCAAUGAUAGAAGCUUUGUAAUUACACUAAAUUUCCUGUCAAUAAUUAAUGUGAAAUUGAUAUUUUUCAUCGUUCCUAUGUGUUACCAUGCUUUAUAAGAAUGUCUUUGUUUAAAGGGAAAUAAUCUUUUUAAGAUAUAUUAAUCUGUUUUAAAUUGUUUUCUGAAAGCUCCUCAAAUAAUAAGUAUACUUUACUUCAUAAAAUGAUUAAGAAAUGUACUUUUUUUUGCAAAGACUUGACUAUAUAAGCAGAGGUGCUAAAAAUUCAAAUCUUAUCUGAAGCACCUGAUUGAACUCUUCUUCAAAGAAAAUGAAUUUUUCCUUUGAUUUGCAGAAUUUCUUGUUCUCUUACAUAAAGCAUUGAUUGAAAAACAAAAUAACUUUGGCAACUAGCCAGAUUUUUUUUUUUAAUUUUUAAUGCUUCCAUUUAUUUCCUGGUAUAUUGUUUAUUGACAGAAAUGAAUACUUUACUAGAAGCAAAAUCAAGAAAUAUGUUUUUUGUGGUUAUUGCAUCAUGAGUUUAAAUGAAGGCUUUUAUUUAACUCUUAAUUGUAGAUUAUUGCAGUAACAGAUUCAAGCUCUAUUUGGCUGUUGUGAAUGUUGAUGGUUUCACCUAUCAUCACCAACUAAAAGAUUAUUUUAAUAUAUUUACAAAUAGUCUUCUUUCUAAGAAUUUUCAUUGUUGACUUUUCCCCACAUUUGUUUGACUGUUUUCCUGAUCAUUUAUUUCUUAAUCUUUUAUUUAGCACCUUAAGAUAGGUGACUGGCUUCCAGUGUUUAUAUUCCAUAUUAUAUUUGGUUUCAUCCUUGUAUAAUUGUAUGUCUUGUAUAAUUUGUGCAUAUAUAUAAUUUUUUGCAGGCUAAGAAUUUUUCUUAAUACCAUCUAAGUCUACUAGUCUGGGGGUUUGUUACAGAAUAUCCUUUUUUGGCUUUCCUCAAAGUGCUUACAUUUAUGACAAACAGAUUGUAAGUCAUAAUUACCUAUAUAAGGAAUGAUUGUAAAAUAAGUGUUGAUUGGAAAGCACUUGGAAUAAGUGUAUGAGGUGCUAUAUAAAUGCUAAAUGUCAUUCAUUUAGAAAUUGUAUGCCUUUGAUCUGUUGAAUUUAAGUUCCGUAAUUUAAUUGUAUAAUUUCCUUAUCAUCCCUGUUUUGUUUUGUUUUUUCUUAAAGGGUGGCCCACUUUAAAAGAGCACAAUGUAUGUAAAAUUGGGGGUAAUUUUUUUAAUGAGUCUCCUUAUAAUAACUUCUUUUUGAAAGAAGCUGUUCAUUACUCAUGAAUUGAUCAUAUUUGUUGCCUGGAUUUGGUUAUGUUAAGUACCUCUGUGCCCAGGUAACAUAGAGAUAGAAACAUUACUUCAGUAGACAUUUAUUAAGUACUUAUGUGCAACAAUUUAUGCUUAGUUUGAGUUUGAAUUUAACAUGAAACACUACAUUUGAGCUUCUAAACACAACUCCAUACAUGAACUAAUUAAUAAAGUUUGAAAAAUUAUUUUAUAAUUUUAUUAUCAAGAUUGAAGUUUAAUUCAGACUUUCAAAAACCAUAUAUUUAAAAUUUUUUAUUUCAGUAGUUUACUCUUUGGUAUAUAGCACCCAUGCAAAUAUUAAACAGUAGUAAAAAAAAAAAAACUUUUUAAACUCCCAAGGAAAGAAAGAAUAAUGUAUUGGAAUGUAUUUUAAAAUGAUUCAAAAGAAGCCCUAAUUUUGUUAUUUGCAUUGUAAUAUUUCCUUUACAAGGUUAAAAGCAAAGAAAGUUGCAUUCGAUAGUAUGCAAAUUGUUGACAUUAUCGUAACACCUUUUCUGUCAACUGUCAGCUGAGAAUCUAUAUUUUCGGUUAGAUCAUACAUCAGCAAGAAAACAGAGGUGAUAAGAGGAGGGGAGAUAUGCACUGAGGAAUUCUUGGAGAUCCAUAGAUUCAGGAUACUAAAAUUAUAAAAUGCAUAAUAUUUUAAUGGGAAUAGAAUUUGACAGGGUUUUUUUAUUUUUUUUUUUUGUUUUGUUUUGUUUUGUUUUGUUUGUUGCAACUUACUCUUGUAUCUUAACACAGAAUUGGAAACUGAAACUACUUUUAAAGGUAGGCCUUGGCAAGUCUAGUUAAUAUAAGUGAAAGGGAAGGAGGAUCUUGUGAGUUAGUUAAUAAAAUAAGGUUAGAUUUUAAUUGUAGUUUGCUAUUGUCUUUCUGUAACCACUGUCAGCCCUAGGGACAGAUUUCUAAGUUGGCCUGGGAAGAUGUCAAACUUAAAGCAGGAAGGUUUAUUUCUGGUGUUUCUUUGGCAUCUUUUUGCAUGCUAUUAUCUUUGUGUUUAUAUUUGUAAUGCUGGCCUUCUUUUGAAUUCUUGUUUCCAUUUAGUAUCUAUAUACUAUGUCUUGAUACAUAGAAGGAAUUGUAAAAAUUCUAUUUUUUCAUAAUGUUUAUAAGAACCAGGAUCUAAAUAUGCUAAGUAUGUGAUUGAGGGCCAAGAGUAACAUUUUUGACUUUUCAUUCUCUCGGCUAUCUUAUUCCUAAUCACAAGGCUGUUGAGAGUCUUUAUAUAUCUCCUCUUCUAUAAAAUAAUGGCUCAGGAUCAUGAGAUUAGAAGUUAGUAACUAUACAUUUAUAAAUGCUAUUAUUAUAUGUGACUUUUUUCCUUCUUUCAUAAAUUUCUGAUGGGUAUUGUCUACUUGCGUUUAUAAUCUAUUUCUGUGGAACUAAUAAUGGUAUGAAUAAAAAUACAGUAUUAUUCUAUUUAGUUAUGGUGAGCUAUUAGUAUAAGCAAGUGGAAUUUAUAAGCACAGGUGUCCAUUUUUACAUAAAGGAUUAUUUUUCUGAGCAGAGGAAUAGGAUGAAAAAUAACAAAAGGUAAGAGUAGAAUUUGAAUGGCAUUGAAGUAUCGCUAUGUAAACUAUCCUCUAGAGAAUUUUAUCGUGGCAAUCCAGUUAUCCAAGGUUCCAGAUUUAAAAAAAAAAAAACUACAAACAUCUGCAACUCAGUACUAUUUGCUCACACUCUCCACUUCAGAAAUAGAUUAUUUCUUAUCUCCCAAGGGCCUAGGAUAUUAUUUGAUAUCCUUUUAAAAUUAAGUUUUAUUUCAUUUGAGAGUAGGACAUGUUCUAUUGAUGAAUUACUUCAUUGAUUUUUUUUUAAAGUAGCUUUUUGUUUAAAUCCCAGUAAAAUUAGAUGUCAUCUUGAAAAUCUAUUGAAUGUAUAGAAAAUACUUAUAUAUUUAACCCUUCUAAGAUAACAGUUCAUUAAUCAGGGGAAAGAAAAACUGAAUCUGAAGUCAGGAGUCCUGGAUUCAGAUCCUCCCUCCGUAGUUGCGUGGUCUUGGAUCUAUGUAAUCCAUACAUAUCUUUCCAUAAUAUCCUAGACCUUAGUUUUUCAUCCCUUUCUAAGGUCUUCCAGUUCUAAAUCUGUGAUCCUCUUGUUUAGAAUCUCAAGAAUGUGAAACCUACGUUGAAACAGAAAUCUAAAUUUUACAAAUAUAUAAAUCCUAGGCCUCAGAAACAGAAAAAGUCUUUUCCUCUCUCACAUAUUCAGUUGCUAUGUUUGAAACUUAUCUGAAACUGUUCAAACUAGUCAAAAAGGAAAUGAACAAACUAGUUUUGCAGCUAUAUAGAGAAUUUAUUUGUUAUAAAACUGUGUGGAAAAGGUACCACAUUUUCAUAUUCCUGCAUUAUAAGGUUAUGUUUCUUUAGAGCAAGUAUGCUUGUUAAAAAUUUAAACAGCUUCACAUAAAUUUAAGAGAGACUUUUAAACUAAAGGGAAAAUAAGAAAGCAAAACUUUUAGCAUACCUUUUUGGUGUUCUUUCUGUGUUUUUCUUCAUGAAAACAUUAGCAAGCUGACUUAAAAUUGAGAAAAGAAAUAGAAUUUACCUUAAGAGAGUACAGAGUUUCUGGACUAUCCAUUAAAUCAAAAUAAUAUGAUUUCCUGCUGAGUCAUCAGCUUGCCAAAAUGGCAGCUUAAUUCAUGUUGGUUCUUCCUUUUAUUGUAUAAUAAAAUUGGGUUUUGUGUCAUUCUUUAUAUGUAUAUUUGACUAAACUAUUUUGCAUCAUAUAGUUUGGAAGGAAAAAUAUUCUAAAUAUGACUAAUUUUUUAUUUCUUUAAAGCAUCAUUCCUUUUGUUGGAAAUUUUCAUCCAAUUUCAAGGGUGAACUAUUCCAUUUAGGCAAAAAAAAUCCUUAGUCUUUUCUAUUUUGUAAUAAAUUGUUCUUUGAACUCACCCACAGAAAAGAUAAAGUUAAAUGUGAUGGUUAGGCAAAAUAAAAGUGACCUUUUUGAGAGUAAAUUGUAAUAUGGCACAAGUAGUAAUGGCUUCAUGUUUUUUUUUAAUGUCUGCAUAUGUCCAGGGGAAUUAUGUAAUCAUUAUUGAUAACCUUUUCCCACUCCUAAAAUUAUUUAUUCAUCAAGUGUUCAUGCACUGUUACCUUUGUGGAUAUGAAUACUUACAAAAUGUUGCAUGACACUUUUGAAAUAACGAACUACUUGGUUUUCUUGUGUUACAAGAAGAUAAAUUAAAAAUAUCACUGAUUCACUUCUUUAGGAAGUGAAAGCCAAGCUGGUCUUGGCAAUUGUAUGAAUUUUGGAAAUGCUGAGAUCCAGAAAUCUCAUGUAACACCACUAGUCAGGUGUAAUUUGAGGCUACUUUUCUAUAUCUAUAACUAGGAGAAUGUGAUAUCGGGGAUAAAAUGAAGGAGAAAGGAACUCAUUUGGAUAAGAAAUAGAUAAUGUCCAAUAACAGGGGAAAAUAAGAUUUAACACAUUAUAUACUUAUAUACAUUCCCAAAGGUAAUAUUUCUGUAAAAAAAAGUUGUGCUUCUGUUGCAGAUGUGAAUUAGUUCUGUUAAUAUUUUCAUACACUUCCUUUCAUUUAUUACUUAGAGAAACAAAUAACCUUUUUAAUAACUCUUUGGACAGAAGCACUGUUUAUAAAAUUUUUAAUUGUUUACUUCUAUAUACAUUAAUCAUGUUUUUUGGUGAGCAAUUCAAAUGCUUUUCUAAAGUUAUUUCCAAGAUUCUCCUUAGUUUAUCACAGUCCAUGAUAUGGUGAGAAUGAUUUGAUGAUUGGAAAGCAUGGCCAAAUUGGUUCUCCAAAUUUCCUUAAAGCAACUACCUUUUUUGUUCCUGCUACUUUUUUCUUCCAAUUUUCUUUUCUUUUCUUUUUUUUUUUUUUUCUUCCAAUUUUCAAAAGGGCUUCUCAAGAACUAUAGGUUUCCACAGAGUAACAACUUAAGAAGCACCUUAAAAAUCAAUGUGGUCAUUUAAUUUGUCUGUGCUGUCUUUUCCAGGCCCUACCCCAAGACUACACUAGACACUAGAGUGUAGGCACUAGGUGUUAAAGAGUUCUGAGGAUUAAAAUGAAUGAACUUACUAUGAUUGGAAAACCUCUAGCCUAUAUGCCUAUUUAGAAGAUUAAGAAUAGUUAAUAGUGCCAUCAUGAGAAGAAAGUUGUCUAUCAGAGCAAGGAAAACAUGGAGAACUAGGCAAAAGGAUAGGCAAAGAUAUAGAUAUGUAAACACACAUAUCUAUUUCUAUGGAUGAGUAAUGGCCUUUCUGAGCUCUAAAAACUGGUGAUGAUGGUUGAUGUCUUAAGAUUAGGAAGAGGUGCCAAUAUAAAAAUAGAAAGGGGGCAUUGGGAGAAAUAUUCUUUAUAGUAUAUUUGUUAUAUGCUGUGACACACUUUAUAUAUACUCUCAACAUAAGUUGUAUAGGCAUUCAUAAUAAUACAAGUGAGGGAGUCUUUAAUGUUUUACCUGUUAAUCAUUUAUAUAUUAUUUAUACUUCAACACUCAGUGCACUUUACAAAUACAUCAUUAAUUCUCCCUAUAUUUCUCCACAUGUAUUUCUGUCUUUUCCACGAGAAUAAUCUAGAGGAUGGCCCAAAUAAAUGAACAUUUUAUGUAUUGCUAAAUGGAUGAAAUUCUAAGCCUAGAACCAAACUAUCUUCCUUUUCAGCAAUUAAUUGACAUUUAAUAGAGCACAUCAAUUUAGCAGAAAGUAUUAAGUCCUUUUUAAACUAUAGGCCUAGUAGUCAUAUGUUUUUCUGAUGCUAUAGUUAUAUAGCACUUAUUUGCCAGCUUUGAAUUGUUAGAUCAUCAAGCCUUGCAUUUUCAGAUCUACAUCAAGUUAACUUUAAAAGGAAUCCUUCCUGAAUCUUGCAUAAUAAAACCAAAUCAUUGAUCACACCUUAAAAUUAUCUUUUCUGCCCCCUGGAAUUUAAGCUAUACUCCUUUAAACUUCAACCUUCUCCUGCCACCUCCCAUCCCCCAAAAAGAAACUUAAUUUGUAAGAGUCUCUUUUCUUCUAAAUUGUUAACAAGGAAAAGUACUUACUAAGCGCCAAACUCACUCCCCCUUGAAUUGAUGAUUUUAGAACUUGCUUUGUAGACAUUUAACAUAGGGAGGUUUUUAAAACUUUUUUAUAUGUCUUUCUCACAAAAUGAAAGAUCUCGCUUUGUUUGGAAUAGAAUUCUGUCAUCGCAAAUAUAAGAAGGGAAACAAAGUUUGAGGAGCUAUGGUCUCCUUAAAGUGUUUUAAUGUUUUUGUUGGUAAACUUGGGCUACUAUGUUAAUGUUUUCCUUGCCAAAGUUUUCAACUCAGUCUAUUAUAGGAGUUUUGUGUCAACUGCCACCGCUACCCCCUCCUUCCUCUUCCAAGCACAUCUCCAAUUUUAUAUUAGGAAUCAAUGAGAAGGUAAAAGUCACAUUAUAAUCAAAUCACUGGAAUGUAUAUGCUCCAUAGAGCAUUGCUUUUUCUAGUAACUGCCAAAGAGUCAGUCAGUUAAUAAAAGUAAUAGACAACAUUUUCCUGGGCUUAGUUAUCUGUUCCACUGUUUGUCUGCAGUAUUGUUUCUUCUUCUGUGGUAAUUAAAUGAGUCUGAUCUGGUAGAAGAGAGGCAGAUAGUGGGGCAAAAGAUGUCUAUUUUCUUUCAACAGCAAUGCUAUUUUAUAACUAAAAUAGGAAAUCUGUUAUUUGAAAUCUCUUCAGAAAAGAAAGUCAAACUGUUUUGGAAUCAGCAUCACUGAGCAUGAGUUUGUCUAGGAAUUGCUCAGAUAUUUCAGUAAAUGAAGAGAAACUUAAUAUGUUUUUUAAAAAAUAACAAUUGGGGCCAAAUAGCAUUUUUGGUUCAAAUCCCUUCUCUGUGUAGCUUUUAAUGUAGCAUAUUGUUGAACUAGGUAGCAUGCAGUUGUACUCCAUUUUUGGUGUUCAGAGAACUACUAGAAAAAUGUCUUAUCCCAGAAGGAUUAGUUUAGGCCAUUUAGGGUAUUUUGUACCACAGAUUAAAAGAGCUGUUUUACCUAUUAUUCCUGAAAUUCAUACCUAACCUUUUAAGUCACAAGAAGAAGCUCGCACCUUUUAAACUCAUUUUUAAUAUGGUUGGUUUUUUUAAAUUAUGUGGCCUGUACUGAAAGUUAAUGUUUUCUUAGCACUUUAUUUCUCAAUGAAGUAGAUCUUUAUCCAUUACAUAAAUAUUGUGAGCAGUUUUCAUUUUUAAUAGUGGUUAACUGUUAAUUUUGUUAUUAUUAUUUCUGGGAUAAUGGUUAUAUAACUAUAAUAUGAUUUAUUCACCAACAACUGUUAAGUACAUAAUCUCUUUUCAAGUUUGUCUUUAAAACUUCACAAAAUACUUUGUUUCUGUAGUACAUUACAGCAUAAUGAAAUUUGCCACCUUUUAUUUUUUUUUUUAACUGAUUUAGUGCUCUUUCAGUUGUCUUCAGUUUUCAAGUUGUCUAAUGCCCCUCACUCUUACUAAAAUAUAGUGAGAUUCAAGCAAACUCUUAAUGUUUUUAUUGGUAGUUUUUAUCUUUGUGGUCUAAUUUGAAUUAUUAACAUUAAGCAUAUCAUUUACUUUUAUGUAUAAAGCAAAUAACUCAGUCAUUGGGAUAAUACAUCUUAUUACACUGGGAUAAUACAAUCAUUUUUGAAAUAGCAUAAAUCCUAUUACUGAAGCACUUGUAUAUUCAUAAAGAUAUAUGCCGAUCUGUUAAGGAUGUUUGGUGAAAUGAUAUAAAUCACUAAUGAUUUUUCCAUUAAUUUAGUUACUGUUACCUCAAGCCAUCCCAUUGUCUUUCUCUUUAUCUAUUCAUUUUUAAAGAAAACAAAUUAGAAAAACAACAAAUUUUCCAUGUAAUUCAAAUCCAUAUAAAUCAAAUCAUGAAAGUCUUAGAAUUGAGCAUUGGUUAAUAGAGUAUUUAGUUUAAUGUCAUAUUUUACUGAAAAACUUUUAUUUUUGGUUAAGGAAACAUUUCAAUUUGCUUAAGAGAAAUAAAUCAGCAUAAAUUCAAAACAUUACUAUAUAUGCACAUUUUUUUUUCCUUAACAAGUUUUGUUUAAUGUUAAAAUGCACUAAAAUAUUCCAUUUUCUGUUAAGAUGUCACAUUUGCCAGUACAGAAGCACCACAGUUCUUUGUACUAUCAGGGGAGAUUCAUUUUCAAAACUGUCUUUUAUUAUUUUUAAUAUUUCAGCAUCUACCAGUUUGCAUCACUUAAGAUUUUAAUUUUGGACAUGAAAUAGUAAAAUUCAAACGUGAACUAAUAAUUUGCCUUAAUCUACUUUUGCCUUUGGGUUGGGGGGAAGAAAAAUGAAUAGUUUAAAAAAAAACCCUGAGUUUUUAAAAGGCCUUUUUUUUUUCUUUUUUGGGGGGGCCAUUUAGUGCUAAAAGCUUUUCAGAUGAUCUGAAAAAUGACAGUACAUUAGAUUUGGAAUUGUAUUUUACUUACAGUUCCAAUUCUGGUAUAGCCUUAUUUAUGUCUUAAAUAUUGUAGAAUUUUCUGUGGAUUGUUGUUUAUUUGUAAUCUGACAGUUUAUAACCACCCUGAAUUUUGCCACUUUCUAAAUGGAAGUUGCUGGAUAUAGUGUUCUAAUUUCCUGCUGGAAAUCAAACAUGAUGCUAGAAUUUCAUUCAUGAUUGAAAGUGAUGGUUGUUAUGAUACAGGGCUCUUCUUGAUGAUGGAGUUAUCUAUAUGUAAUUGAGUGUAAGCAUUUUUCCAACUUGCUGAUUUAUUGUGUGCUGAGUAUUGUUGAAUUUGCCACUUUUAUUUUCUGAGCAGGAAUUUGUUUGAAAGUCUUCAGUAAAACUUUGAUUAAUGUACCACCUCUCCCCUUCCCCCAAAACUAUCCAGAAAUCUAUCAGAAAAUGGAUUUGUAAUAUGUUGAAAUAUUGUAUUGCUUUUUGUCUUUAUUUUAGUCUUAUAACUGCCAAAUUGUUACGGUAUUAUUAAGGAUAUUGUGUGUUUAUAUAUAUGCAUAUAAACUAUAUGUAUAUGAAAACUAAAACAAGAUUUGGUCAAACUAUAUUUUCCCAUUGAAUACAUUAAUGUUUUCAAGGCUGCAAAAAGUGUACAGUUGUGAAACAAGUUGUAAAUAAAGACUUGUAUAAAAAUUCA
Sarcophilus harrisii (Tasmanian devil) is the source of this 11991-nucleotide messenger RNA. It is a transcript of the gene HOOK3, whose product is annotated as hook microtubule tethering protein 3. Gene Ontology annotation, molecular function: dynein light intermediate chain binding; microtubule binding. The coding region runs from base 174 to 2336 and encodes 720 amino acids. The transcript has 23 exons. Gene Ontology annotation, biological process: cytoskeleton-dependent intracellular transport; cytoplasmic microtubule organization. The record is from RefSeq and is a predicted model, not a curated record. NCBI's taxonomy places the organism in Eukaryota, Metazoa, Chordata, Mammalia, Dasyuromorphia, Dasyuridae. Gene Ontology annotation, cellular component: cytoplasm; centrosome.